AAACAUUGAAAUGCAAGCGCCUUGUUCAAAAUCUGUCAGCGCCAUUUUUGAAACAUAACACCAUAACAUGACACUAACAUCAUGUUAAACAUGUGCUUUUAUUUCUAUCCACAGGUAUUUCCAAAGGUUUGAUGACAUCUAGACCAAAUACCAAUUACCAUGUCUGUUGUCCCAGGGUUGGCAGUUUAUCUUCCAGAUAAUCAGUCUGUUUGGCUUAAGGGUAAAGUGCUAAUGGUGGAAGAUGACAAGUGCACUGUUGCAGUUUUACACACUGAGGAGACCUCAGUACAUGAAUGUGAUACAUUGUUACCAAGCUCUGACCAGCGUUUGCUGUCAGUGGACAAUCUAAUACAGCUUGCACCUAUCAACCAAGCUUCAGUUCUAUGUUGCCUGAAUGAAAGGUUUGCUCAUGACUUGUUCUACACCAGCGCGGGCAGCACAGUGAUUGCCAUAAACCCUUUCAAGGAAAUCCAGAACUUGUACAGCCGCGAUCUUGUGAUGGCUUAUCAUGAAAAUACAGAGGACUCUCCUCACAUCUACAGUAAAGCUGGAGACGCCUUCAGGCACCUGUGUCGUGGGUUGGGUAAGGCCAAUCAGUGUAUAAUCGUCAGUGGGGAAAGUGGCUCAGGAAAGACUGUUUCUGCCAAGCAUCUGCUGCGAUAUUUGACACUAGUCGCGAUUGGAAAAGGGGAGCAAGACCAGGUGUGUAGCUCCAUAGAACAGAGAAUCCUCGACUCGAACCCAAUACUGGAGGCAUUUGGUAAUGCUGUCACCCAGCGCAAUGAUAAUAGCUCCAGAUUUGGCAAGUUCAUCAAAGUCCAGUUUUCAAGGAAUGGUCAAAUGGUAGGAGCAGAAAUUCACACCUAUCUUUUGGAGAAGACACGCGUGGUACAUCAGUCACAAGAUGAAUCCAACUUCCACAUCUUUUACCAGGUAAUGGAGAGCCUCUCUGCGGACCUGGAGUCUACCCUAAGUGAACUGGUCCGUAGACUGGGUAAGGAGGCAUUCUGUACGCUUCCUGCUGUCAGGAACCAUCACGCUCACCGAGACCUUAACACCACCCUGUGUGCCAUGACACAGAUUGGCCUCUCAGACGGGGUCCAGCGUGAUGUUACCAAGGUUCUGGUGGCCAUACUGUUUAUUUGUAACAUUAAGAUCAGCGCCAUUGAGGAGGAACUGUGUGAGCUGCUCAACGACAAUGAUGACCAGUUCUUAGACACAGCCUUUAUGGCCCUGGAAGUGAGCCAGACCAGUCUGCAGCAGGCGGCCAGUCUACUGGGAGUAGAGACUGCCAGUCUAGAGCAGGUGUUGCUGUACCGCAACAUCAAGUCUGGGGGAGACCGGCGCCUGAGUGUCUUCAUCAAACCAGUACCUGAACGGGAGGCUAACAGCCGGAGGGACUGCCUAGCUACACUUGUGUACUCAAGGCUAUUUGAUUGGCUUGCCAGUUUUAUAAAUGGGCAGAUAAAGCCAAAGGAUUAUGACUAUACAAUAGGCCUGUUGGACAUCUAUGGCUUUGAGGCAUUUGAGUCCAACAGUCUGGAGCAGCUGUGUAUCAACUAUGCCAAUGAGAAACUGCAGCAACAUUACGUGAAACACUUCCUCAAAGACCUGCAGCAAGAGUAUGAGGAGGAGUGUAUCAGCUGGGAGGCCUUGGCAUACACAGACAACCAGGCCUGUUUGCAGAUACUGGAGGGGAACUGCAGUGUCUUCACCAUCCUUAAUGAGGACAUUCAACUGAAUCGGCAAACAGACACUGUUCAGCUGUGUGAGAGGGUUCUCUUCCUGUGUCGUACCAGUCAGUUCUUGAAGAAGCCACGUCAUUACAUGAAGGAGCCAGGUUUCUCAGUGAAGCACUAUGCCGGAGAGGUGACCUAUAGCAUGGACCAGUUGUCAACUAAAAACAGGGACAGCAUUCCUCCAGAGAUAGUUUCCAUGCUUGCUAACAGCUCCAACCAGUUCAUAUCAAGUUUGUUCAGUGAAAUGGACAUCGACGAAGGGACUGGGAAACGUCGGAAAACUGUCCUGGGGAAAUUCAAGGCCUCUCUGGAUGGUUUGAUGUCUUCUUUAGGGAGCUCGGAUGUUCAUUAUAUCAGGUGUAUCAAACCAAACACCAAGAGUCUGCCCGGCCUAUUUGAUUGUCAGUAUGUAAUGUCACAACUUGUCGCUGGAGGAAUUAUCGAGACCGUGAGAAUCUGCAGCUUGGGAUAUCCAGUCAGAAUGGCGUACAGUGAGUUCUUGCAUCGUUAUGGGAUGAUCUUGCGUAAUUCUCCAACACCCCCGUCGUCUCAAAGUUCUGUUGACAAUGACAUCCUUUACGAACCCUUGGACACUCUCUACAUGAAACAGCUUGACAUGUUCCACAACUCUCCUCAAAAACACAACACUCCAAAGAAGAGGCUUAGAAGAAGAGCAGGCCUGUCCAAUUGUGACCACCUGCGACGAUGCUCAGCAGCUGUCCUGGCCAUCCUGUACGGAGACUGCAAGGGACUCACCGGUCAGUUUGGCCGCACCAAGCUCUUCUUGCACCAGCAUCAGGUUGACAGACUAGAAGAGAGGAGGUACACCAUCCUGUGCAUGAAAGCCUCUAUCAUCCAGCGCUACUGGAGAGCACAUCACAGACGUCAGCGGCUCUCUGUGAUACACCUGUCUGUGUCUGCAAGAGUCAUUCAGGCAGCUUGGAGAAGCUAUGUGCAACACAAACUGAGCAAGGCUGUUCUUGUGAUGCAGAAAUGGUUCAGGAUGCACAUGUGCCGAAAACAAUACAAAAGACUUCAAGAACAAAGGCAGAAAGCCUGCAAGGAGGCAAAAAGAAAACAGGCGUCAUGGAAACCAAUCAUGGACAGGAAACGCACAUCGUCCGGGAGCAAAAGGUCAAAGACUUCCUCAAGGUCAAGUAGUAGAGUUCACUCAGCAGACAGCUCAAGGGGGGUAUCUGACUCCAGUGGCAUACUGUCUUCAGAUAACAGUUCCCUGAUGGAUUCAGAUCAACACAUGGAUGUCAGUGAAGAAUGUAAGGCAAGCCCGUUCUCAACUAGCACCCCAAAAUCGACUUCAGCCGUUCACAUGUUUUCAGCGGAUAGCGACGGUAUUCUUGCAGGUCAGAAAGAGAAUGUUUCUCCAAGUAAAAGGAAAGCUCUCAUGCCAAGAGGUCGGCCAAACUUCCGACGAAGUCCACAAACAAAGUUCAAAUUAAAGAGGAAACACUGCAGUUCAAAUAAUGGAAACAGGAUAGAGCAUAGUGGAAUGUCACCUGUCAAAAAGAUGAAGACACCUUAUGGAUAUAAGGUUACACAGGAGGAUGGCCUUAAUGUAGGGGAUGGUAUUAUAACACGCAGAAAACUGCCUUCAGGUCCAGUCCGGUUCCAUACCCGGGCGAGCGUUCUCAAGCAUGCACACAAACUCCACCACAAGGAGCUGGUUAAAGGACUUCUAGACUGUCUCCCACACACCCCUAUCAAAUAAUGGACCUCAUCCCAAUGUUGGACGGUCCUACACACACCCGGCACAUGUGUAUACUUAUAAUAUUGUACUGUCUUUAACAGACCUUUCAUAUUUUAAGAAGUAUCCCAAUGUUAAAGGGACUUGUUAAUUGUAUGGCAAAAUUACUAUUUUCGCUAUUGGUGUCUCAGAUUCAAAAAAAGAAUGUAUGUAUUAUAUUCAAACAAGUAAAAUCACAUUCCUGACUAAAAAACAUGUUACAAACAUAUGUUUGUUAACCCUUUGCAUGCUGGGUAAUUUGUCUUCUGCUAAAAUGUAUUCUGCUGAAUUUCUAAAAUUAGCAUUUUCUUUGAUUUUUUUUCAAAGAAUACUUUCAGAAUAGCAAACAGUUUGGAUCCUGAUGAGACGACACGUUCUGUGGCGUCUCAUCAGGAUCCAAACUGUUUGUAAAGGCCUUCAAAAUUCGGUUCCCGCACUGAAAGGGUUAAUUGAUGAUCAUGAAUCAAAAUUGGAAAAAUAUAAAUCAUUAGUAAAGCUUUUCAUAGAUUGUUUAGCAAAAGCAGAGAUUACAUACAUAGCGGUAAUGAUUUGGCCCAAAUACAAAAGCCUACAUUGUAUAGUGGAGCAUGUUUGUUUUUUUUAUUGUUCUGUUUUUUAGUCCCCUACCUGUUUCACCGGAGGGGACUUAUGGUUUGUGCUCUGUCUGUCUGUCAGUCAGUCAGUCAAUCCGUCACACUUUUCUUGAUCCUGCGAUAACUUUAAAAGUUCCUAAUAUUUUUUCAUGAAACUUGGAACAUGGAUAGAUGUCAAUAUGGACAUUAUGCACGUCAUUUCAUUUCGUUCUUACGUCAAAAAUUCUGGUUGCUAUGGCAACAAAUAGACUAGAAAUACUGCUGAAAAUGGUGGUUUUCUGGAUCCUGCGAUAACUUUUAAAGUUCUUAAUAUUUUUUCAUGAAACUUGAAACAGGGAUAGAUGGCAAAACGGACAUUAUGCACGUCAUUUCAUUUUGUUCCUACGUCAAAAAAUUCUGGUGAAUAGCAUCAAAUGUUUAAAAAAAUAUUCUGAAAAUGGUGGAAUUUCUGACAAUGGUGGAGCCGGUAGGGGACUUAUAUUGCUUGACAAUAGUCUUGUUUAUUAUUUUGUUGUUGUUUUUUGUGAUAAUAUUUAUAAUGCCCCCCUUCGAAGAAUAGGGGGUAUAUUGCUUUGCUCAUGUCGGUCUGUCUGUCGGUCCGUCCACCAGGUGGUUGGCAGACGAUAACUCAAGAACGCUUGGGCCUAGGAUCAUGAAACUUCAUAGGUACAUUGAUCAUGACUCGCAGAUGACCCCUAUUGAUUUUGUAGUCACUAGGUCAAAGGUCAAGGUCACGGUGACCAGAAAUAGUAAAAUGGUUUUUGAAUGAUAACUCAAGAACGCAUACGCCUAGGAUCAUGAAACUUCAUGGGUAGAUUGAUCAUGACUUGCAGAUGACCCCUAUUGAUUUUGAGGUCACUAGGUCAAAGGUCAAGGUCACGGUGACCCGAAAUAGUAAAAUGGUUUUCGGAUGAUAACUCAAGAACGCAUACGCCUAGGAUCAUGAAACUUCAUGGGUAGAUUGAUCAUGACUCGCAGAUGACCCCUAUUGAUUUUGAGGUCACAAGGUCAAAGGUUAAGGUCACGGUCACUCGAAAUAGAAAAAUGAUUUUUGGAUGAUAACUCAAGAACGCUUUUGCCUAGGAUCAUGACACUUCAUAGGUACAUUGAUCAUGACCUGCAGAUGACCCUUAUUGAUUUUCAGGUCACUAGGUCAAAGGUCAAGGUCACAGUGACAAAAAUCGUAUUCACACAAUGGCUGCCACUACAACGGACAGCCCAUAUGGGGGGCAUGCAUGUUUUACAAACAGCCCUUGUUUUAAAAUAUUCCAAACAUUACAGUUUUGUAAGUCAAUUCAUCUGAUAAUGUUUUUAAAAAUUUGAAAACAGGUUAACAGUUAAUUAUUCACUUUAUAAGACUUUUCACCAUAGGGACCUCAUCACACCCUGGCAAAUAAUUGGGCGCGGUUCAAUGUGGGGGACUUUGCACCAUAGCAAGCUAAUUAGUGGAUUGAGAGACUGCAUAUUGGAUUGUCUUCUACACACCCUUGGAAUGUAUUUAAUUCAUUCAAAUUUAAAGUAUUUGGCACAUUAGGAAGCUUGUCAGUGGGCCAUUAGUAUACCUGCCACAUUUCUAUCCAGACUUAUCUGUAGUUUUAUUGUCCCCUACCGGUUUCACCUGAGGGGACCGGUUUCACCGGAGGGGACUUAUGGUUUGCGCUCUGUGCGUCUGUCAGUCAGUCUGUCACACUUUUCUGGAUCCUGCGAUAACUUUAAAAGUUCUUAAUAUUUUUUCAUGAAACAUGCAUAGAUGGCAAUAAGGACAUUAUGCAUGUCAUUUCAUUUUGUUCCUACGUCAAAAAUUCUGGUUGCUAUGAAAACAAAUAUAAAAUUUAAAAAAAAUCUGACAAUGGUGGAGCUUGGCAAUAGUCUUGUUAUUUAAUGCCAUGCCUAAGUUCUUGAAGUGACUCGUUCCUACGUCAAAAAUUGUGGUUGCUUUCGGAACAAAUAGACUAUAAAUACUGCUGAAAAUGGUGGUUUUCUGGAUCCUGCGAUAACUGUGCAAGUUCUUAAUAUUUUUUCAUGAAACUUUAAAUAUGGAUAGAUGACAAUAUGGACAUUAUGCACGUCAUUUCAUUUUGUUCCUACGUCAAAAAUUCUGGUUGCUAUGGCAACAAAUAUAUUUUAAAAAUCUUGAAUUUCUGACAAUUGUGGAGCAGGUAGGGGACUUGUAUUGCUUGGCAAUAGUCCUGUUAUUUCAUAAUUUGUGAUAUGCUUUCAAAUAUCUUAAUAAAUAUAUUUUGUAUUUGAUGCACACAUAUGUGUAUGGUGUAGUUAUGUUUUUAAAUCGUAUCAGUCUUUUAUUAUUGUUACUGCUAAUAAAGUAUUUAACGAAUAAA
This is a messenger RNA of Dreissena polymorpha, 6412 nucleotides long. RefSeq names its product unconventional myosin-XIX-like. The record is from RefSeq and is a predicted model, not a curated record. Bases 160 to 3465 code for a protein of 1101 amino acids. Gene Ontology annotation, molecular function: microfilament motor activity; actin filament binding; ATP binding. Gene Ontology annotation, cellular component: myosin complex; vesicle; cytoplasm. NCBI's taxonomy places the organism in Eukaryota, Metazoa, Mollusca, Bivalvia, Myida, Dreissenidae. The transcript has 22 exons. Gene Ontology annotation, biological process: actin filament organization; vesicle transport along actin filament.